This is a messenger RNA of Pomacea canaliculata, 5300 nucleotides long. RefSeq names its product 14 kDa phosphohistidine phosphatase-like. The transcript has 4 exons. NCBI's taxonomy places the organism in Eukaryota, Metazoa, Mollusca, Gastropoda, Architaenioglossa, Ampullariidae. The coding region runs from base 3777 to 4766 and encodes 329 amino acids. The record is from RefSeq and is a predicted model, not a curated record. Gene Ontology annotation, biological process: peptidyl-histidine dephosphorylation. Gene Ontology annotation, molecular function: protein histidine phosphatase activity. Gene Ontology annotation, cellular component: cytosol.
UGUUCUAAUGUCAUUGAAAAUUUUUUUUGACAUUAAAAACACAUGCCCUUCAGCCUGAGUUAAAUUAUUCCAGCUAUGAUUAUAUCAUUCUAAAAAAGACCAUGGGAAGCUGAAUUAUACUAGACCCAAAAGAGGAAUCAAUCACAGAUGACACAAGUAGUUAUUAACAUCAGAUAUUACUUAGAGAGUCAUGCCAUAGGUGGUUUAAAUGCAGUCCAUAUGCAAACUCUGCUAUCUUUUCCAACAGUGAUGUAAAUAAGUUUAGGCUCAAUCUUACUAUUAAAAAAAUGGCAGCUUGGCAAUACAUAUCCAGAGAACAUAUCUCAGAAUUAUAUUUAAUGCAAUUUUCUCUUUUAAAGAUUUUUCAAAUAAAAGCUUUUAUGUUAAUUUAGUCUUUAGUUUAGAGGAUUGUAUUUAAUGUUAUAUAUUUAAUAUAAACUAUAUGGUUGAUCAACUGCAUGUAAAUUUGCCUUUUCCUCCAUCGAAGGGUCAGCCUUAGAAAAAUAGGGCCUCUUUUCAAGCAAGUGUCUUGACCCUGCCAUGCAGUUUUGGAAAUUUAUUUUUUUUCUCUACAUAAGUGUCCCCUGGUCAAAAGAAAUUGGCAUCAAGAUGAAGGGGCAUCACACCCAGUGGCAGGAAGAACCUAGAACAGAUCAAAACAAAGUCCAUUGGCAGAAGAAUACAUCAGGCGAGACAAAAAGAUAGAGAUCAUUUCCCCUGAAGUUGUUACUUGUCCAUUCUUAAGCCUUUCAGGGAAUUUCACAUAUAGUUGCUCAAACUUCAGAUUCAUCUUAUCUUCAUGAUUGUCUCAUUACAGACUUACUGUUAAUGAACGUGUUGCUGCUAGACACAUGGUUUAUUGAAAAUCAAGUGAAGUAACUUUUCUUUUUCAACCAUGUUCUACUCAUAGCUGGUCAUGAUGUCACUAUAGAAGGUAAAGUGUCUAGCAGUUAAUUCAUUAAGCCUGAAGCACAUCUUACUACAGUAGUGCUUCAAAACCAGUGUUGUUGAGCAUAAACUCCCCGCUUCAUAAGAAAACAUUCUCCAACAUUGGCAUUGUCAUCAGUGAUCGGUUUAUCUGUUAGGCUUGAAACGAUUUGGCUUCCACUGUUGAGACAAUGUGGUCUUAUCUGGGACAAUAUAAUCAUGGUUAUAACGAUUUGACUCGUGGUGGAGUGAUAUGGUUUUGGCGACGAAAUGACUGGCCCCAGUGAAAGUAACCACAUCUCCUGAAAUAGUAGAUAUUUAAUCUACAGAAGUUAAGGUUUUAUAAAAGACUAUAUCUGAAUCAGGUAAUUUCUGCAAACUAAUGAACUAACAUAUUAUAUUCAAAAAAUAAAAAAAUCUUUAUAACAGCUAUAAUGCAAUACUUUCAUACUUAUUUACUUAUAAAAAAAUAAUUAAAAUAGCAAAACUAUUUUAUCAUAAGCAGUUCGUUGAUGAAAGUUCUAUUGGGCCACUAAAAUGUUAGUAUUUGUAAAUGUUCUAUUUCAGCGAUAUAUUGGCAAUGUUAAUAGCUAUAGAAUAAGAUUUAAAUGCAAGAGAUACUUAAGUUUGCAGAUAGUGGGAAAAUAUCAUGUACUUGUUGCAUCUUACAGUAGAAUCUAGAAAUUGAAACCAUAUUUUACUAAGAAAUUUUUUUAUCUCUUAGGCUUAUGGCCCUGCAAACCAUGCAACAACAGCAGGUCUGUUGGAAGAGCAUUUUUCAGACUACACGAGUAUCACCUGGUCAGAUUAGGAUUUGCUUAAUGGGAAGCAAUCCAAAAGCUUUCACAAUUUUUAUUUCCCUUACCAUGUUUACUAGGUCCUACUUGUACCAAAGUCUUGCAGAUUUUGGUAUGUGCUAUUCUUCUAAUUUAAUUUUUUUUAUAAUUUAAACCAUUUAUUUGUCGACAUAUAAAAGCUCAUUAUUUUUAUUAUAGAGAAUGUUAAACCCUGGUUGAUAGUUUAUUUUCAGGGGAAAUUUGAAAUACAAUGAACUUUCAUCAUUUUUGGCCCACCAUAUUCUGAAGUAAUAUAUAAUGGUAUUAUUUUGUUUAUUUUAUUUUUUCUCUGGAUCAAUAUUUGUAAAAGGAAGUAGGGGUUUAGGAGCUUUUUAUACAAUUCAGAAUACUUGUAAGCAUAUUUUAAGCCAGUUACGAUUGUGUUUUAGAUUACAAAUUUAGUAAUAACCUAAUAAUAGUAAACUGGAGAAAGACCAAAAACAGUGCAAUUGAAAGAAAAAAAUUGAAUUUACUUUUUCUGCAUUAUUUAGUUUCAGCUGGCUUGCAAAUUAUGCAAGUGCAGAAGAUCUCAUAGGAAUAAUUAAUUUCAUUUGUGCAUUCAUUAGAACUUAAAUAUACUGUAAAUGUUUUUAUUUGGUGUUAUUUUACACUCAGAUCAGGAAUAACACUGAGUGGGCUGCUGAGAGAGGAUUCCUUCAGGUUGAUAUGGAUCAGUGAAGCACAUCUUUUUAACAUAAAUCUUUUCAUUCUUCCAAAUCCUUCUAGAAGUGAGCAGUUCCAUGAUUUUAUUUUAGAUGAUUUGUUUUACAGGUAAUUGCAGUUGCCUUGUUGAAAGUUGUGAAAACUAUAGUCAUAACUACAGAAAGCUCUCCACUAACGUCUUGUAAUUUUAAUACUUCUUAAGGCAUUAGUGUCAUGUGUGCAAUGCAGCUUUGCAAAUAACAAAUUGUACAACUUGUACAUUAACUUAAAAGCUUUAAAUUGUCAGUAAAAUUUAGCUGUUCUUGUGUAAACAAGAAUAAAAUGUUCUCCUUGUUGAUUUUUUCGUUCUUACAUCCGCUAAGCUCAUUCUGCAUGCCAAGGAAGGAAAGGGUGAAAAAUAAAGAUGAAGGAUGGGGAGAGAGGAAUAAAGUUCUUGAAGACUUUUAACGUGAUUUUCUGCCAAUGAUACCAGUAACUUUGGAGCCAUAUUAUAAUGGAAAAUGCCUUCAGAGAGUUUGUCCUUUGAUGUUAUUGCUCAUUUUCCUUGUUAUCGCUAUCACUAGUGCUUGGACACCAUUGUGAAGACGUCACAAAACUGAACAGCUUGCUUCAGGUGUUGCUGUGUUGGUUAGGAAAAUGCUACAAAAUCAAGUAAUACAUUAUGCUUUUCCUUGUAUACUUAAAAAAUAGUAAAGAUGAUUGCAAGUUUGAGGAUAUAAAUAUGUGUUUGUGCAAUUGUACAUUUAUUAGAUGACAGAUUAUAUGAGCUUGAGUACAAUGUAAUAUACACUGAAGGCUGUUCUAGAAACAAAGUGUGAUUUUCAAGGACACUGGCAAAGACUUCUGAGAAAGAAAAUAUGACUGCCAUAAUAUAAUUGUAACGUGUUUUAAUACACAUAAAUUUGUUGACCUAAAAUGUGUACGUAAUUUGGAAGGCAAAAAAUCAUUGAGGGCAAAUGAAAGUACUCCCUCCUUUUUGAUGUCAAGUUUGCCUUGAAAACUUCAAAUAUUUUAAAAGGAUGUGUUCUGUUUAUAGAGUGUGUCAGGCACUUAAGUGUGUCAUACGUUUUAGUUUCCUUAAUGAUAAAAAGGUGUAAAUUUCAUUAAUGAUGUUUCGAGUAAUUGAUGUUGAGAAAUUGAUUAAGCUUUGUUGUUUCUUAUCUUAGAUUAAAGCUGUGUUAGAUUUGUUCAGAUCAAAACAUCUGUGAAAGCAUAGACGUUAUAAGAUAUGGACAGUCAACUCGAGGCGCUCGCAGUGGGAAAGCGUUGACUCACCGCGUGACCGCAGGGUGGAAGAGAAGGGGGAGGACAGGCAAUUUCCGGUCGCUGUGGUUAGUAUCUGCGAGCAUCAUGGAAUCCUUUGAUAUCGAAGAAAUCCUCUUAGACGAUGGUGUACUUGAAAUGGGUGACCGAGAAAAAUUCGACGUUCCCUCAUCUACCGCUGAUAGUUUCAGUGGGGUCUGUUUGGAAACCUUGGAAGAGUCAUGCAAUGCUUUGCUGUCAGAUGACUGCAUAUCCGACAGCACAAAGGACAUAAUCCGUAAUAUAGAUGGACCUGCUCUUCUUCAGGAUUUACAAUUCCUGAAUCAAUGUUUGGUGAAGAAGGGCAGGUUCAAAACUGCUGCCAAGGAAAAGGCCUAUUCCAAUUUCAACAGGGAAUUUGUCAAUCAUUCUCAAGAUGUAGAAAGGCACAUCCCAUCACCUGCCUCUGCAUGGGUCUGCCUGAAAGUCUUUGAAUUGAUGGUUAACAAGAAUUACAACUUGCCAUUAUGCAAUCAGGCAUCCAGUAUAAGUGAGGUCACUGACGAUGAAGUAGAUAUUGUCCAGUAUAUUGCAGGCUAUGUAUUAUGUAGUGUCAAGAGACAAGCACUAAAAUUGUCUCAUACUGAGAGAGAAGACAGUUUAUUAUGCAUAAAAGAAUUAAUACCAGAAGAUGACACAGCUUCUGAACCUGCUGAGAGAUCAUUGACUCAAAUUCUGGACAGAGGGGGCCUUAUAAAAUUAAAACCUCCUGUCCUUCAAGUUUUUAUAAAGCUAGAGUCUAUUUUUAGACAAUGCUUUGAUGGACAGAUGCAGACUUUGUCCUUCGAUUUAUAUUUUACUAAUUGUUGCCAAGCAGAGUCAGUUAGCACUUGCUUAUAUGAGCAAAUGUAUAGCAUCUUAGCAUCACAGAAAAUAAAAGAGAAUAUUUUAUUUAUGAUUGUUAAAUCUUAUUUUAUGGUUCGGGCACACCACAAGUGCAAGAAGUUUAUGGAAAAUUUUAAACUGUCAAGACGUACCUCUAGCAAAAAACAGAAGGGACUUAGAAAAGGUUUGAAGACAACUAGCUCAAAUGUGUAACUGGGGGUUUAAUUUUCAGAAUUUGGGUCAAUGAUCUACACUGUUUUUCAAUGAUGUCACUUGAAUAGUUUUUUGCAAACUCAUCAACUGAUUCCUGAUUUAUGUUAUUGACUGCCCAUGUUUUUUAUGUGCUAAUGCCUUUCCUACUACUUUGCUUUGAUUGGAAAAUGAAAUUUGCAAGAAUGUUUGGUAUAAUGGGAAUUAAAGGUAUGAAGAUGGUAAUUUUAUUGUCCUCCCUCCCUAAACCCAUGUGAAUUUCAAUUGCCAUCCCAAAAUUAAUACACACUCAGUUGACAUAAUAUAUGUAUAUCCCUUGUUAAAUUUGUAUCAUCUUUAUUUACAUAUGUGCAAGAACAAUAUUGAUCAUAAUGUUAUGGAUAAUGAUCAUCAUGCAAUGCUUUUUGUAUAAAAGCUAACUGGACUGUUUUGGCAAUCUUAAUUGGAGCAGCCGAGAAGCAUUUCAAUCUUGAGCAUUAUAAAAGUUUUAGUUUUACAUAAUGCAUGUAUAUAAAAUAAAAAUUGAUGUGAAGUGUU